This is a messenger RNA of Miscanthus lutarioriparius, 864 nucleotides long. NCBI's taxonomy places the organism in Eukaryota, Viridiplantae, Streptophyta, Magnoliopsida, Poales, Poaceae. The record is from the annotation of a GenBank genome assembly.
AUGGCGUUUCACCCAGAGUUCAUGACCAAUGGACGCUUCUUCGUCUCAUACAACUGUGACAGCAGCACCUCACCGGUCUGUGGUGCCGGCACGUGCUGGGGUUCUGCUGCGGAAAUGGCUCCCAGCUGUGCAGGCAACUCGCGCUUAUUCAUCAGAAGUGAGGAGGAUCUUCACCAUGGGUUUGCCCUACCCGCACACAUCAUAUUCCUACCAGCAUCAUGGCGGACAGAUCCUGUUCGGCCAAGUGACAGCGAUGGAUAUCUGUACCUAGUUACUGGCAAUGGUGAUUUCUCAAAGAAGCGGGAGGAGAAAACAGAUGGACAAGUGACCGUGCCACUCGAGAUAGAGAAGCCAGAGAUCUUUGCUGCGGGUCUGAACAACCCAAACGGAUGCAGUUUCGACUCCAACAGGCCUGCCUACUUGUACUGUGCGGACGUCAAUGAGGAGCAGCAGGCGCAGCGCCUCUGCUCAGGUCCCCAUCGUCAGGUGCUCCAGGAGCAGCCCUGUGCCCUGCAAUGGCUUCAUCGGCAUCACUGGGCGUGUGCUGUCCUAGACGCCUUCGUCCUCGCCACCAGAGGCGUGUUCCGACUUGUUCCACCCAGCCUAUGCGGCGUCACUCAGCCACUGCCGCAGCCUGCACGUGGUGCAGGCUGGGUGCUGUCCGUGUUGGGAUAUGCGCUGUUGUUUGCGCUCUACCUGGUCUGGAUGACAGUAUUUGGCGGCGGAGGGCAGAUUAAGAGAAGCUGUAAUGAGUGCUUCCGCGAGAUCAGUUGCUGCACCUUUUAUUUCUGGGGAACCCGCAAGAGAUCAGCUCGUAUUACUAAGAAAAAGAGGGUGAGGUGGACAUGGGAGCUUGCUGCAUGA